This is a messenger RNA of Triticum turgidum subsp. durum (durum wheat), 420 nucleotides long. NCBI's taxonomy places the organism in Eukaryota, Viridiplantae, Streptophyta, Magnoliopsida, Poales, Poaceae. The record is from the annotation of a GenBank genome assembly.
AUGGCCGGCGCCAAGAGACUCGCUCAGCUGGCAAAGAGGGUGGAAGCGCUCGGGAGGAAGAGGCUCACCGCGGCGGCCAAGGAAGACCAAGGAUGCUGCACCUCCGCACCGGCCAAGGGCCACUGCGUCAUGUACACGGCCGACGGGAGGCGCUUCGAGGUCCCGCUGGUGUACCUCGGCACGGGGGUCUUGGGCGAGCUCCUGAGGAUGUCCCAGGAGGAGUUUGGCUUCGCAAGUGAUGGCAAGAUCACGCUGCCCUGUGACGCCGUAGUGAUGGAGUAUGUCAUGUGCUUGCUGAGGAGGAAUGCCUCUGCCGAGGUUGAGAAGGCGGUGCUGAGCUCUAUGGUGACGCCUUGCCACUACACUGGCCGUGUGAUGCCUGUUGUUGUUGGAGCCAGCAGUCAGAUUUGCUGUCUGUAG